Messenger RNA from Haliotis rubra (blacklip abalone), 2031 nucleotides. Its product is annotated as exonuclease 3'-5' domain-containing protein 2-like. Gene Ontology annotation, biological process: nucleobase-containing compound metabolic process. Gene Ontology annotation, molecular function: 3'-5' exonuclease activity; nucleic acid binding. The transcript is spliced from 11 exons. Gene Ontology annotation, cellular component: cytoplasm; nucleus. The coding region runs from base 140 to 1465 and encodes 441 amino acids. The record is from RefSeq and is a predicted model, not a curated record. NCBI's taxonomy places the organism in Eukaryota, Metazoa, Mollusca, Gastropoda, Lepetellida, Haliotidae.
GCGACCGACAUUGCACCACGCAAACAUGCUAUUGCUAGAUUCACGUUAUUUGUAGCUUUUGACAUAUUUUAAGACUGUCAGUUUCACAAGGAGAGAACCACGCUACCCAGUAGUCGUAUCAAGUGUUACCGAGAACACAAUGUAUCAAAUAAAAGCCUCAAUAGGUCUUUUGAUUGUUCCUACCCUCAUUUUUGUGGGUUUUGGAUUUGGAGGUUAUCUACUAUGGACCAAGAGCCACUUGACAUCAGCAGCAAGCAAAGCCAAGAAGAAAGUGAAGAUCCGUAAGAAAGGCGAAGGUGUCACUCAUGUGAUUACAACAGCUGCACAGUGGGAGAAAGUCUUUCCUCAGCUACUUGAAGAUACUAAACAAAUCAGGGUAGUGGGUCUGGAUUGUGAGUGGGUGUUCGAGGAAUUCAUCCGUCACCCUGUGGCCCUUCUACAGAUCUCCACACAACAAGGUCUCUGUCUACUGGUGCGCCUCUGUCAGAUGGAGAACAGAGUCCCUCACUCACUCAGACACUUCCUCACAGACAAACAUGUUUUGAAAGUGGGCGUGGCUGUUAAAGACGAUGGCAAGAAGCUAUAUCGAGAUUACGGCCAUCCAGUAAAUGGUUGUGUGGAUCUGAGGUUCCUCAUGUCUCAAGUGGGCAAUAUAUACAACUGUAAGACCCAGGGCCUACAGAGUCUGGCAGAGUCUGUCCUAGGAGUGAUGCUGGAUAAGGACGAUAACAUCCGAUGUGGAAACUGGGAGGCAGAGACGCUCAAUGAACAACAGAUACAGUAUGCAGCGGCUGAUGCUGCUGUUGCUGUCGACAUCUUCACGAAGCUCGUCCUCACCAAGAUGCUGAAUCGGAACCCUGAUGAGCUUUACCCCCCAGGGAUGGAGAGUGUGGGGGAAGGGGAGUUUUGGCAGGCUGCGUUAGCUAUAUGUCAGUGGUAUAUUGACACACCUUUCUGUAGUCCAAGGUCUCACAACAAGGAAGAUGGCAUCAAACAGCCAGUGAAUAAGACAGUAGACACCGACAGUCGUGGAGCUCGAGCCUACUCCCCAAGACAGCGCCCCAUAGACUUCCGGUGUCAGCUCCAGACAUUGAGUGGCAAGCUGAUACAACGAUGUGACAUAUUAAGGGCAGAGUGGUACCUGAAGAAGAACCUCGGACGGAAGAUCAGUGAUGACCCCUUCAUUGUCCAGUUGAAGUAUGAGAUUGAGAAGACAUAUGAAUAUGAGGACUACAAUAAUCUGUAUGGGAACAGUGAGGAUGAAGUGGCCAUGUGUGCAGUGUGUGGCCGGACAGAUGCCUUCAUCAAGAAAUAUGUCAUUCCCACGGAGUAUAAGAGAUAUUUUCACAGAGAACUGAAAUCAGCACGGUACUCACAGAACAUUCUGAUCUUGUGUCCCGACUGUUACCAAGUGAGCUCUCAACACGAACGCCCUCCUCCGACAGCAACUGGCCCAUCAGUGUAAUGCUCCACUUGACUCAGGAGCAGGCUCCAAAACUGUGACAGAUCAUGAACUACAGAAGGUCAAGGCUGCUGCUAAAGCUCUCAAGUUCAACAGAGAGAAGAUCCCACAAACAAGAGUUCAAGAGUUGGAAAAGGCUGUGAUGGAUUUUUAUGAAGUUACCUCCCUUGACCCUGAAAUCAUUGAACAAGCUUUAGAAAUAGAUGUAAAAGUUGUCAACAGCUCUCAUGUUCCCCAUGGUAAGAAGGUGGUGGUGUACUACAGGUCCCAGGACAAACUGUACGAUUUCGAGAAAAUGUGGAGGAAGCAUUUCCUGGACACUAUGCAGCCCAAAUAUAUGCCGCCAUUGUGGAAGGUGGACUUUAGAGACAAUCAGGUUCAUCCUGAGCAACGUCAGCCUUCAUUGGGAUCUGAAAACAGAAAGCUAACAUAGUGGAUCAAACUGUCAUCAUCAUCACAUCAUCAUCAUCUUCACAUCAUCAUCAUCAUCAUCAUCAUCAUCAUCUUCAUCAUCUUCACAUCAUCAUCAUUCAUCAUCAUCAUCAUCAUCAUCAUCAUCAUCAUCAUCU